AUGGGCGAACAGGAAGAAAAUGUAAUAAAGAUGUUUGAUGUCAAGUCGUUUGAUUACCACAGCUCUGAAAGUCUGCGUGAACAAAAUAACAAUGAAUUUAUUUCAUUUGCUAAACAUCUAAACAGAGGUAACCUUUCAUUUCCACGACACCGCUGCUGUGAAGUAUGUUCUGGGAUAGAUUGCUCAUGCUUUCUUGACCAGUACAUAGCUUUUAAAGAAAGAGUCCGGGAUAACAAGGAGAGAUUCAAUAAUUUUUGGUUUGUUGAAAACGAAGCACAUCAGAUUACAUGGAAUACCUCUAAUGUUUUAUGCUGCUUUCAAAAAACGGAACAUGGCUUACAUGAAGGUAUACCGGAUUUAGUUGAAAUCAUCGAAAUUUGCCUCGUUAUGUCCAGAUCUCAAUCAGAUACAGAACGAUUUGGGAAACUUGCUAAAGAUGUGUCCGAAAAAAGAUUUGGUGAAAAAUUUAACGAAACGCAUCAAGACCAAAAUAAAAGGGACAGAGUUAAUCAGGAAACGUUUAUUUAUGGUAAUUCAGUUCCACUCCAUUCCCUUCCGCUCGAAGAUCUGAGGAAAGAAUGGAGUAAAACGCAUUUACCAGCCAUUUUAAGGACCAAUCCAGACAAGGAAAGUUCGACCCUGAAGACUCUCCGAAAUAAAGAGCAAAAAGUAAAAUUUUGGUUUCAAAAACAAUAA
This is a messenger RNA of Paramuricea clavata, 696 nucleotides long. NCBI's taxonomy places the organism in Eukaryota, Metazoa, Cnidaria, Anthozoa, Malacalcyonacea, Plexauridae. The record is from the annotation of a GenBank genome assembly.